Messenger RNA from Pogonomyrmex barbatus (red harvester ant), 1084 nucleotides. Its product is annotated as tetratricopeptide repeat protein 12. The record is from RefSeq and is a predicted model, not a curated record. Lineage: Eukaryota; Metazoa; Arthropoda; Insecta; Hymenoptera; Formicidae. Gene Ontology annotation, molecular function: protein binding. Gene Ontology annotation, biological process: axonemal dynein complex assembly; sperm axoneme assembly. Gene Ontology annotation, cellular component: cytoplasm; centrosome.
GUUAUGUAUAGUAGAGAUAUAUACAUAUACAUAGUGUAACAAACCAUAGCAACAUGAUUGUGUGGUAGUUUCCUUGGCAGCAAUCGCUCGGUGCUUCUUACAGCAUACAAAAGGUUUUUUCUUGCAAUUGUUUAUAAUUUUACAUAAAAAAAUGGAUACAAGUGUAAAGAAUAAAGCAAAUUGUGAUAAAGUAAAACAGGCAAAUCAUAUUGUUAAUAAAUUGAACCCUGAUCGAAAUGUAACCGAAGAAGAGUUUCAAAAUUUCAUGCACCGCGUUACUGAAGUAGAAAAAAUCAUGAAGCAGUUGACAUCUACUGAUCCAAAGGAACAAGAACGUGGGAAAAAGUUAGCUGAUGAAAUUUUAGCAGACGUCCCGAAAGAAAUUCAUAAAGACGGAGAGAUAAAAAUUAAAACCGAUCGGUCAGUAAUUAAUAAAUAUCCGUUAAAGGAAAAUAAUUCCUCCGAUGAUCCGAAUAAAAUGUCGCGAGAGACAUUUAUGAAGAGUAUAGAAAACGAUGCUAAAAAACGAGCUGAAGAUCGCAAAAUUAGAAACGAGCGAGCGGAAACGUUGAAGAGAAUCGCAAACGGUGCGUUUAAAGAAGGCGAUUAUGAAAAGGCCGUGACUUAUUACAGUAAAGCAUUGGAACAACGUAAAGACUCGUCCGUAUUGUGGAAUAAUCGUGCAUUAUCAUACAUGCACCUCAAGUUAUUCGAGAAGGCCUUAGAUGACUGCGAAUGGGCGUUAAAAGUGAAUAACUCGAAUUUAAAAGCUCUCUUGAAUAGCGCCAAAUGUUAUAUGCAUCUUCGAAACAAAGAAAAGAGUAAAGAAUACAUACAAAUGGCCAAAGAAAGGAAUCCCCAUUUCAACAAAUUUAUUGAUGGUAAUGACAAAUAUUUCAAAACAUUUUUAUCUUACACAUAUCAUCCUUCAUACAAUAACUAUAUUUUACAUUUUAUAGAAUUUCAAAAAGAUCUAAAGCUUCAAUUCAACGAAUUCAAUAUUUAGACAAUCAAUGACGAUAAAAUACAGUAGCUUCUUUUUCUCAGCAAAAUGUAUAAACGUUUCAUGUAAUAUAUAUAGGUU